AUGAGCUUGAGCGGGAAUGAAACUGAGUUGAGUGAGUCGAUUCAAAGUUACAUUCAAAACGUUACUUAUCAGCAAACGAAGCCGCAACUAAAACAAGAAGAAACAGACCCAACCCAUCUUCUUGACCUUCUGAGAACAACACUCUUGGGUCCCCUGCCACACCCGAAACCCACCAACUCAUCUCGUAGAUGUCCAUUCACACAUCAACGCGACCCAGAUUGGCAAUCGUAUCGGAAUGUGCAGGAGCUGAAAGUAGCAGGAAUCCAUUUGAAACGUAGCAAGAAGAAUAGUUACUUGAGAAACAUAUGUUUCACUAGACGAUUUGGUUUCUACCCGGGAUACCUUUGGCUUCCUCCAAUUACAGUGGACGACUCAACCGGCCCCAAGUUCAUGAACUUGAUAGCUUAUGAAAUGUGCUUGGAUUUCGAGAACGACUUUGGCAUCAGCUCUUAUAUAUCCUUCCUAGAUUCACUCAUCGAUGAAGCCAAUGAUGUCAAAGAUCUGAGGAAGGCACGCAUACUCCUCAACUUCCUCGGCAGCGAUCAAGAAGUGGCUGACCUCUUCAAUGCGAUAGGCACCGACUUGGUGCCUAACGCCGAAGCGUAUAAGGAUGUCAAAAUCCAGGUUCAGGGGUACUACGAAAACAGUUGGAUGACAUGGAUGGCUCAAGUCCUUCAUGAUCAUUUCAGCAGCCCAUGGACUAUCAUUGCUUUCUUGGGUGUAUUAUUGCGACUUGGUCUAACUGCCACUCAGACUUGGUACGCAGUCGACUCUCCCCCUGGCCCCUGCGAUGACUUCUGCAAGCUCAAAUUACCAUAA
Molecule: messenger RNA, 819 nt
Organism: Corylus avellana
Lineage: Eukaryota; Viridiplantae; Streptophyta; Magnoliopsida; Fagales; Betulaceae
Source: RefSeq, a predicted model, not a curated record